AUGACUGAUCCCUUCCAGCUCCCACAUGAGUAUUCUCAGAGAGGUGAUGUAAUCAUUGGAGACAUCGUGGCUCAGUAUGGAUGUGUUUUUGAUAAAACUGCUUACACUGAAAAUCCUAGGGCUAUGGUGCUUGAUGGACUUUUUGUAUCACUGAAGAACUACCAGCAUGUCCUGUCAUUUGUAUUUGCUGUGAAGGAGAUUAAUGAAAACUCCAAGAUCUUACCCAAUAUCAGCCUGGGGUUCCAGAUCUUUGACGGCUAUUUCAAUGCAAGGAUGACUCAUCAGAACACCCUGAAGCUUCUGUCUUCCUGGGAAAGAAUUGUCCCCAGCUUCAACUGCAACAAGACAAAACGUCUGAUCGCUGUGGUCGGGGGACUUAACUCUGAAAUGGCCCUUCACAUAAUUACCCUUUUAAACAUCUACAAGAUCCCACAGUUACCUGGAGCUGGGGGCAAGGGGCUCACCAUGUGCACCAUGACUGAUCCCUUCCAGCUCCCACAUGAGUAUUCUCAGAGAGGUGACGUAAUCAUUGGAGACAUUGUGACUCAGUAUGGAUGCGUUUUUGAUAAAGCCACUUACACUGAAAACCCUAGAACUGUGGUGUUUGAUGGACUUCUCGUUUCACCGAAGAGCUACCAGCAUGUCAUUUCAUUUGUGUUUGCUGUGAAGGAGAUUAAUGAAAACUCCAAGAUCUUACCCAACAUCAGCCUGGGGUUCCAGAUCUUUGAUGGCUAUUUGAAUGUGAGGAUGACCCAUCAAAACACCCUGAAACUUCUAUCUUCUUGGGAAAGAAUUGUCCCCAACUACAACUGUAACAAGACAAAACAUCUGAUAGCUGUGGUUGGGGGACUUAACUCUGAAAUGGCCCUUCACAUAAUUACUAUUUUAAGCAUCUACAAGAUCCCACAGCUUCACCGUUUCCUGAGAAGCAUCUCAUUCAACAACAGUGCUGGAGACCUGGUCUUUUUUAAUGAGGAUGGUGAAAUAGCAGCCGGAUUUGAUAUUAUAAACUGGGUUAUUUUGCCAAACAAAUCCUUCGUAAGAGUGAAAGUUGGAAGGAUGGACCCAAAGGAGUCGCCUGGCAGAGAGUUCACCAUUAAUGAAGAGGCCAUCAUAUGGCAUAAUAUGGUUAAUCAGGUCCCUCCCCUUUCUGUGUGUAAUGACAACUGUCAACCUGGUUAUAGCAGGAAGAAGAAGGAGGGGGCACCAUUUUGUUGCUACAGUUGUGCUCCGUGUCCAGAGGAGAAGAUUUCAGAUCAGAAAGACAUGGAUGACUGUUUUAAAUGUCCACAAGACCAAUAUCCAAACAAGAACCAAGAUCAAUGCUUUCCCAAGGACUUAAACUUCCUCUCUUUCACAGAGUCUUUGGGAAUUAUAUUAGCUUCCUUGGCUCUCUUCUUUUCUUUGAUCACAGCUUUGGUGCUAGGAAUUUUCAUCAAGAACCAAAACACCCCAAUCGUCAAAGCCAAUAAUCGGGACCUCACCUAUUCUCUCCUCGUCUCCCUGUUGCUCUGUUUCCUUUGCUCCUUGCUCUUUGUUGGCCAGCCUCAGACAGUGACCUGCUACUUACGGCAAACUGCUUUCGGCAUCAUCUUCUCAGUGGCUGUUUCGUGUAUGUUGGCCAAAACUAUCACUGUGGUUGUGGCUUUUGCAGCUACCAAACCAGGCACCAAGAUGAGGAAAUGGGUGGGGAAAAGAAUGGCAAGCUCCAUUCUCAUCUGUUGCUCCCUCAUUCAAGCCAGUAUUUGUACGGUAUGGCUCUGUACUGCUCCUCCAUUCCCACAUGUUGACCCGGACUCUCUGGCUGAAGAAAUCAUAGUGGAAUGCAAUGAAGGGUCGGUCACAAUGUUUUAUUUGGUGCUGGGGUAUCUGGGAUUCCUGGCUAUUGUCAGCUUUACUGUAGCUUUCCUAGCCAGGAAGUUGCCUGACACUUUCAAUGAAGCCAAAUUUAUCACUUUCAGCAUGUUGGUGUUUUGCGGUGUUUGGCUGUCCUUUGUUCCAUCUUAUCUCAGCACCAAGGGGAAACAUAUGGUAGCCGUGGAGAUCUUCUCUAUCUUGGCCUCUAGCGCUGGGCUGCUGGCUUGUAUCUUCUUCCCUAAAUGUUACAUAAUUAUCCUGAGGCCUGCACUGAAUAUUAGACAACAGCUAAUAAGGAAAUAA
This is a messenger RNA of Euleptes europaea (tarantolino), 2160 nucleotides long. RefSeq names its product vomeronasal type-2 receptor 26-like. The record is from RefSeq and is a predicted model, not a curated record. Gene Ontology annotation, cellular component: membrane. NCBI's taxonomy places the organism in Eukaryota, Metazoa, Chordata, Lepidosauria, Squamata, Sphaerodactylidae. Gene Ontology annotation, molecular function: G protein-coupled receptor activity. The transcript has 7 exons. Gene Ontology annotation, biological process: G protein-coupled receptor signaling pathway. Bases 1 to 2160 code for a protein of 719 amino acids.